This is a messenger RNA of Manis pentadactyla (Chinese pangolin), 4050 nucleotides long. RefSeq names its product GID complex subunit 4 homolog (gene GID4). The transcript is spliced from 6 exons. Bases 169 to 1062 code for a protein of 297 amino acids. Gene Ontology annotation, cellular component: GID complex; extrinsic component of membrane. The record is from RefSeq and is a predicted model, not a curated record. NCBI's taxonomy places the organism in Eukaryota, Metazoa, Chordata, Mammalia, Pholidota, Manidae. Gene Ontology annotation, biological process: protein catabolic process in the vacuole; proteasome-mediated ubiquitin-dependent protein catabolic process; protein targeting to vacuole.
CACCUCGCCCCGCCCACUCCACGCAGCACCUCGGGAAGACUACAAGUCCCAGAGGGCCUCUCGCGCACCCGGCCACGUGCUUCCUCCGCCCGCCAAUGGGUAGAAGCGCCGCGUGCGCCUACUCCCGCCUCCCGAGCAACCUCGAGCCAAUCGGAAGGGGUGGUGUGUAUGCGAGGGCAAGUGGGGAGGGGGGCUCAGCUCAGGACCGGGAGGCCCUACUCGCAGGUCCCGGGGUCCCGGUGGCGGACGGAGCGCUUGGUCCGCAGGCAGCGGGCGGGUGUCACCCCUCCCGCCCCAACCCCGCGCGUGCGCGCCCCGGCCUCUGCCUCCCUGCCACUGUCCUCGGCUCCCGCGCGGCAGCGGCGGUUCCUCUCCCCUCCCCCAGCCCUGGCUCCGGGGGACCCCGCGAUGCCGGUCCGCACAGAGUGUACCCCGCCGGCCGGUGCCUUGGCUGCUUCCGCGGCCUCGCUCAUCCCGCCGCCGCCCAUCAACACCCAGCAGCCCGGCGUGGCCACCAGCCUGCUCUACAGCGGCUCCAAGUUCCGCGGCCACCAGAAGAGCAAGGGGAACUCGUACGACGUAGAGGUGGUGCUGCAGCAUGUGGACACGGGGAACUCUUACCUUUGUGGGUACCUGAAGAUUAAAGGCCUUACUGAGGAGUAUCCAACCCUUACGACCUUCUUUGAAGGAGAAAUAAUCAGCAAAAAACACCCUUUCUUAACUCGAAAAUGGGAUGCAGAUGAAGAUGUUGAUCGAAAACACUGGGGAAAGUUUCUGGCUUUUUAUCAGUAUGCAAAAUCAUUUAAUUCAGAUGACUUUGACUACGAAGAGCUGAAGAGCGGGGACUAUGUCUUCAUGAGGUGGAAGGAACAGUUCCUGGUCCCAGACCACACAAUCAAAGACAUCAGCGGUGCUUCCUUUGCCGGGUUCUACUACAUCUGCUUCCAGAAGUCAGCAGCUUCCAUCGAGGGCUACUACUACCACAGGAGUUCAGAAUGGUAUCAGUCACUCAACCUAACUCAUGUUCCUGAACACAGUGCACCCAUCUAUGAGUUCCGGUGACAGCGGUUCAGAACAGCAACCAAAUAAAACUGAACUUGGCAAAAAAAGAACUUUGCCAAGAAAAUUGUGUAUCUGCCAGAAGCAGGAGAACAUGUGUUCCUGUUUCUUCAUGAGCAGACUCGCAUCAGAAGCAUGAAUGUUAGCCCACAGAAUCCAAGGAGCAUGGCUGACCAGCAGGGCAGGUGGGGGGAGUGGUCUCGGUUCUUCCUCCUUCUCCCUGGCGGUCUGUCUUAAUUUGUUUUCAAGCUACCUUAAAUGCACUUUCCUCCUUGCACAGCUAACUUCUGUAUCGCUGAAAUGCCCACUCCUGCCUCCAGCUGACUAGAGAGGGUCAUUGCCCCAUCCUGCCCUGUCAUCCUCAGCCUUGGUGCUCAGUGGUCCUCACCUAGGCACCCCCCACCCACAGUUGCUUAGUCUGGUAGCUCAAGAGAAGGCAGAGCCCGACCACACGUGCCCCCUGAAGCUCUGUGCAGGGAGUUGGCAAGCUGCAGCAACAAUCGCCAGUGAAAUGCCAGGUGGAGGCUGAUUGCUUAACAGGGUCCCCACCACCACCUAGCCCUGCAGUGCGCACGCCAAGCUAAUCAGUAGCUGGCAGGUUCCCUGGGCUUGCCAUCAGGGAUCACUAAAUUUAAGGCUUCCAGAUCCCUGGCAGGAACAGAGCUAAUCCUGCUUACUCAGCAUGUUUGCUCCAAACUUUUGAACUUGAGGGCAAUACUAAACUUUAAAAAAAAAGUUUUUUUAUUACAAAAUUAUUUUUAUGGUCCCUUUAACAAGGACCCUAUGGCAAAUGCACAAUUAUUCAGAAUUACAUUUUAUCGUUUUCACAUUGAAAACAGCAAAUGUUGACUUAGUAAUUUUUAUACCUAUAUCUAUAUGUCAAUGUAUAUUUAAUCACCCAGCAGUUUGAAACUAGUCAUCCUAGUAGAAAAGCUCUGCGGCAUUGCAUAAAUUCUAGUGCUAAAUGCGAGGACUGUUUUGGGGCCGGUUUAGCAUUUGUACCUCCUCCUUUUGCUAUUCAGAAUGGCAGUGCUUUGUGGCAGCCUUUUCCAUCAGGCAGAAGGGGCCAUCAUUCUCCCAAAGUGACUGAGAUGUUGGGAUGAGGGAGGGGCGGGAACAUGAACACGCUCAAAUAACUCAAGGCUCAUGUGCCAAAGUGUGUGUGUGUGUGUGUGUGUGUGUGUGUGGUUUUUCUGUUUUUCUUUUGUUUUUUUUUAGUGUUUUAAAAGCUUAAUAGGUUGUCACCAGUUGUAGCCCACAGAUACGGGCAGGGUUUUGGGGACUUGGCAUUUUUUGGUGGUUUACAGGACUUUCUCAGCAUGCAAGAAGGAAGCUUUAACAACAAAAUAGCAUCAUAAACCACAGGAGCAAAGCAAGCCAGAGUUCCAUACCCACGGGCAGUGUGAGAAAGCACACGGCCCUGCAUUGAGAUGAAUGGUGGGGAAAAAUUUAUUCUUAAGAAAUGACUUUCCUUUGAACAACAUACAUACUGUGUGUUACUGAAAUUGAAUUUUAGGGGAAGCCUUAAAAAGGAGCAGUGUUUGGGGAGGAAGUCAGUGGGCACUGUGACCCCAGAGAUAUAUAGUCCAAGGCUUUGUACAGAGGUGUGACCAACCCUCUAGUAAAGGCCAGCCCUCACUGUCCCAGUGACCGCAGUGGGAAAGUGACUCAUGUCCAUUCUGAGAGAUGAGUCAGAAAUGAUUUCAUGAUUUUAAAACUCCAAAAGGCAACAGAGUGGCUGACUCUGGUCAAAGCCAGCUGCUUUCCAAGUAAUGAGACACCACUCACUGUGGCUCCAGCUGGCGGGUGUCACAUAAGAGCAAGGGAGACGGCGGGACUAUGCUGGCUGGCUCUCCAGCACAGCCUUCCCGUUUCACAUCAGUGCGGCUCUCGGCAGGCCCCCAGACAACACCAGGAGUUUCCCCCAGUGCUUGCAGGGCCUUGUGUGCUUGGCUCUGAGAGGUCUGUAAGCGUGUCAGCUGGGCAGAGGAAGACGUUGGCCAACAUUGCUGGGAUGAGGUAGCCAGGUGGGUCAGCUUCCAUUCCUUCCCUUUUUACUGGGUAAUGAAGUGCACCAGUGGGGGAAAAAGAAGAAAUGGCACCUCUUCUAGAUCUUUCAGACACAUCUGUGGUAAUUUGUUCGCCUAGAAAUCUGCUUAUUGCAGACAGGGAAGGGAUUAUUUUCCACCUCCUCUUAGUAAUUCCCAAUUGACAUUGACUCCUUUUCUUUCUCUCAGUUCCUGAAGGAACUUUGGAGAUCAUCCCAUCUGUGGUCUUUCCUGAAUCUUCUCAGUGGUUUACAUGCCUCUGGUACUAUGUGCAAUAUUUUUAGUUGACACUUGUAUUCAUCAUUAAGAAAUCAGUGCAGGUUGCAGAUUUUCUGUUGUCUUCCUCCACCCCAAACAAACCUGCCAUGGGAUGCUAAGGAUUUGACUGUUCUUACCCCACCACUCAGAAAGCUUCCAUUCUGCGGUCCUGUUUGCUGGAAUUGCCCCUUCCCACCAACCCUUAUAAACUUGACAGCAUUUCAGCUGCAGCCCAAAAGCAACUAAGCAAUGCCAGAUAUGAAGCAGGAAGUCCACCUGUGUGCUGGUUCUGUUGGUGAUGUGGAAGUCACAAACUCCAGGGGAGCAAAGGGGCUUUUCAAUGUCUUUUGCUUUCACAAACAGGGAAUUUAUAUUCUAAGGCCUUGAAUUGAUUUUUUUUUCCUCAUUAAAUAGUCUGAUAAGCUAAUUUUUAAAAAGAAUUGCCAUUAAGUAUGUUGCAUUGUGGUUUAAAAUUACUAACAACUUCUGGGAAAGAAAAAUACUUGAUUUUGAAUCUUACAUGUUUUUAAGAAUUAGAUUUGAAUGGGCGCAAAGUACAAAUAAUUUUGUUUCUUUAGGGAGGACAUGUGGAAAGAGUUUUAGGAUUUGGGAUGGGAGAAGUAUUUUGCAGAGCUAUCAAUGUCCAAAUAAUUAAAAAAUAAUAAUAAAGGUAUUUAAGCAGUGA